AUGGCGGUCUCGACGGUCAGCGGCGACACGACGACGGUAUACACGAGGCGGCGGAGGGUGCCUCACGUCCACACGUACAAGUGGCCGUGGAUCCCCUUCAACAUCUGGAUGUUCCUCAUGCUCCUUUGCUCGUGCUCGAUCGUCGGCAUAUUUUCCAUGUUUAUCAACAUUCAAUACCAGCUUUUACUGCCCGUCCCAUGGUACUUCCCCUACUACAUAACAGUCGGUUCCUUCACGGUGCUCUACGUUGCCACUCUCGUGUGGUUACUGUCCCAGCACCGGCUGCUCCCCGCCAUCGUCAUGAUAGGCGCAUUCCUCGUCUUCGUCCUCUGGUUUGUCGGGCUUAUCGUCGUGUCGAUCGAGUUGUGGGGUCCCAAGGGUUCCGUCAAUAGCAAGUGCAACCUGCGGGUGUUUAACAGGCACCCGAAGGGCGAUACGCUGGAGACCCUUGCGUGGCUCCAGGAAAGGAGUAUAUGUCAAUCGUGGCAUGCCGUCUUUUCGUUUGCACUGGUCGGCAUGCUCUGUCUGAUUUGGAUCAUGGUGAUGGCCUACGAGGUGUUUGUGGAGUCGUUAUAG
This is a messenger RNA of Scedosporium apiospermum, 576 nucleotides long. RefSeq lists its product as uncharacterized. Lineage: Eukaryota; Fungi; Ascomycota; Sordariomycetes; Microascales; Microascaceae. The coding region runs from base 1 to 576 and encodes 191 amino acids. The transcript is spliced from 3 exons. The record is from RefSeq and is a predicted model, not a curated record.